Messenger RNA from Sparassis crispa, 1635 nucleotides. Its product is annotated as Probable mannosyl-oligosaccharide alpha-1,2-mannosidase. Gene Ontology annotation, cellular component: Golgi membrane; endoplasmic reticulum. The transcript is spliced from 17 exons. The record is from RefSeq and is a predicted model, not a curated record. Gene Ontology annotation, molecular function: mannosyl-oligosaccharide 1,2-alpha-mannosidase activity; calcium ion binding. Gene Ontology annotation, biological process: carbohydrate metabolic process; N-glycan processing. NCBI's taxonomy places the organism in Eukaryota, Fungi, Basidiomycota, Agaricomycetes, Polyporales, Sparassidaceae. The coding region runs from base 1 to 1635 and encodes 544 amino acids.
AUGGGUUUCCGUCUACUCGGCUCUGUCGUCCUCGCCCUCGUUACGUCCUGGUCCGUUCCUGGCGUCCUUGGAGGGCCCGUCCAGAGCCCCGACAUCGUCAUGCCGUCCGACGCCGCAGCGAACAGGCAGAGGGUGGUAGAUGUGUUUACGACAAGCUGGGACGCGUAUUCGAAGUACGCGUACGGCCAUGACGACCUGAGCCCCGUGAGCCUGAGCUACAGCGACUCGUAUGGCGGGUGGGGCGCGACGAUCGUGGACGCAUUGGAUACGAUGUACAUCAUGGGCCUGACGGAUCUCUUCGAGCAGGCCGUGAACUGGACCACCAGUCUGGACUUCACGGUCACGCCCACGGACGACGAGAUUGACCUCUUCGAGACGACCAUCCGGUACGUCGCUGCGUCGUUGUGUGCGUACGAGUUGAGCGGCGAGAAGUACCCCGCGCUCGUAAAACAAGCUCAGGCACUCGUGGACAAGAUGUCAAACGCAUGGGUCGGGGACAACGCUGUCCCAUAUGGGUAUAUGAACUGGAACCAGAGCGUGCCCGUUGUCGGGACGUCCAAUAUCGCAGAGGCGGGAACACUCACUUUGGAGUGGGGCACUCUGGCCAACUUCACAGGAAAUGACACAUACCGUGUCCUGGCGGAGAAGCCAGUACGUUGGAUCGCGAAUCUGGCCCCGCCUCUCCCAGGCCUGCCCGCGCAAGGAAUAGACCCCAGCACGGGAGAUUUUGUCGGGUCAUAUGUGACCUGGGGCGGCGGCUCGGACAGCUACUUCGAGUACUUGAUCAAGUACGCGCGGUUGACAAACACGGACGACACGCUCUUCGCGGACGCGUGGGCGACCGCGGUGGACUCCUCGCUGCACAACCUCGCGCGGACCUCAACGGUGCAGGAGUGGCAGUACCUGGCGGACUGGGAUGAUGGAACGAUCAUCCACAUCGGGUCGCACCUCGAGUGCUACCACGCGGGGAACUGGAUCCUCGGCGGGAGUCUGUUGAACAAUGCGACGAUUGUGAAUUUCGCGCUGGACCUGAUGGACGCGUGCUGGAACACGUACGCGAGCACCGCGACAGGCAUCGGCCCCGAGGUUUUCGGGUACUUCUCCUCAGACGGGAACUACACGGGCUCCUCGCCGAGCUCGGGGGACCUCGCGUUCUAUGAGCGGCACGGGUUCUUCGUGUACCCCGGCGACAGCGACUACUACCUGCGGCCGGAGGUGCUCGAGUCGAACUUCUACGCGUGGCGCGCGACGGGGGACGUGCGCUACUACGAGAACGCGGUGAGCGCGCUCGAAAGCUUCGAGACGUGGCUGCCGGCGCCCGUGGCGUAUGCGGGCAUUGACGACGUGGACGCGACGGACUCGGCGUUCAUCGAUGACAUGCAGAGCUUCUGGUUCGCGGAGGUGCUCAAGUAUCUGUACCUGACGUUCAGCGACCCUAGCGUGAUCAGCCUCGACGACUACGUGUUCAACACGGAGGCGCACCCGUUUAAGGCACCGCCGGCGAAGGCAACGUACGGGAGCGGGAACCUGUUUGUCCCGUCCGGGACGUUUGCACCGCAGGCGGGCCCGCUACCACAGGUGAGUCCCGCGCCGCCCGUAGCGCCGAGCCCGGUGCCGCCGACGCCGACGCUGUAG